This is a messenger RNA of Psammomys obesus (fat sand rat), 672 nucleotides long. RefSeq names its product prolactin-3D4-like. Gene Ontology annotation, cellular component: extracellular region. Lineage: Eukaryota; Metazoa; Chordata; Mammalia; Rodentia; Muridae. The record is from RefSeq and is a predicted model, not a curated record. Gene Ontology annotation, biological process: positive regulation of cell population proliferation; female pregnancy; response to nutrient levels. Bases 1 to 672 code for a protein of 223 amino acids. The transcript is spliced from 5 exons. Gene Ontology annotation, molecular function: hormone activity; prolactin receptor binding.
AUGCGGGUGACAUUGACUCUUCCAGGCUCUGGGAUGUACCUGUUGCUACUGGUGUCAAUUGUGCUCCUUUGGGAGAAUGUAGCCUCCAACCCAACUGGCCUUGUUUCCAUUGAAGACCUGUAUCACCGUGUGGUUGAACAGUCCCAUAACACAUAUAUCGUGGCUGCAGAUAUAUACCGUGAAUUUGACUUGAACUUUGCCAAGAGGAGUUGGUUAAGAGACAGGAUCCCUCCCAUGUGCCACACUUCUUCCAUCCAUACUCCAGAGGACCGAAAGCAAGUCCACGAAACAACAACUGUAGACCUUCUGAAAGCAAUCCUGAAUGUUACAUAUGCCUGGGAAGAACCAGUGAAACACCUGCUGCCUGCAGUGACGGCUCUUCCAGGAGUUUCUGAAAAUAUGGUGAAAAGAGCCGUCGAUGUGAAGGGCAAAAUUCAUAUUCUUGCAGAGGGAAUUGAGACCAUACUCAACAGGACUGAGACUGAGCCUGGAUUUGAUGGAAAUGACUACCCUGCCUGGACUGGACUGGAAGACCUGAAAUCAUCUGAUGAAGACACUCGCCUUUUCACCAUUUAUAACCUGUGCCGCUGCCUGAGGAGGGAUACACACAAGGUGGACAGUUACCUCAAGGUCUUGAGGUGCAGAGUUGUCUUUAAGAAUGAAUGCUUCUAG